Messenger RNA from Zygosaccharomyces rouxii, 1008 nucleotides. RefSeq lists its product as uncharacterized. The transcript has a single exon. Bases 1 to 1008 code for a protein of 335 amino acids. NCBI's taxonomy places the organism in Eukaryota, Fungi, Ascomycota, Saccharomycetes, Saccharomycetales, Saccharomycetaceae. The record is from RefSeq and is a predicted model, not a curated record.
AUGUCUGGAAUUAUUACUGGAUUAAUUGGAUCAUACGGACAGGGUUGGUUACAAGACAAGGCCAAUGAAUAUGCAGAGGAGCAUUUCCAACCUACUAAAGAUCCAUAUUACGAAGAGUUACCAAGUGGUAAGAAAGUUAGAAGAAGGUUACCUGAUUACUGUAGUAAACAGGAGAGUAAAGCAUAUAAAAAAUUACAAAAUCAGGCAUGGUCCCACGACAAGGGUAUGUGCGGUGGAUGCUGUUGGUCAGAAUGUAUAGGAUGGGCACCGUUACUAACUAUAAUACCUAUUAUUGGACCUGCGAUUAUGUAUUCCAUCCAUGGUAAGAUGGUUGACAGAGCUCAAAUUCAGUUUGAUUUACCCCAGGAUAUGGUUUUAAAGAUGCACGGUAAUAUCGGUGUUGAUUUGGCUAUUGCUCUAGUGCCAGUGUUGGGAAUCGUGUUUUCGUGGAUGAAUGCGUGUUCCACUAGAAACUGUGCAAUGGUUUAUAAUUUUGUCAGUCAGAGGGCUAUUGAAGCUCAUAAUCAGAAGAUGAGAGGAAAGGCAGGUAUUGCAGAAACAAAGAGAAAUGAUAAGGCAGAAGCUGCACAGGCGAAACAAAAUGCAAAGGCUGCAAAGCAUUCAAAAUCACCGACACCAGUAGCUGCUGCUACUCCUCCUGCAUCGGCACCAGCUGCCACUUCAAAUGUUAAAAGUUCUAAAUACACCCAGAAGGAGGUGAGAUCAGCUUCUCCUCCAUUAAGAAAUGUCCCCAAUACAGUUUCACCAUUUGAACGCUCCUCCCCUCAGCCCUAUUCGAGACCUGCUGCACCUUUGCCUCCUCCAUCAGCUGCAAUGCCAAACUCUGCAGUUGGGGGUCGUGUUGGCGGCGGUAACCCGUAUGUAGUACAAUCGACAAAUCAAAGUUAUCCAAUGCAAGACUGGGGUCAAAGGCCAUACCAAAGACCACCAGCUCCAACUCCGGGUCCUGCUGGUACCAAAUCACGUGCACAGAGGCCAUACAUUUAG